Messenger RNA from Trifolium pratense (red clover), 1529 nucleotides. Its product is annotated as serine/threonine-protein kinase STY13-like. Gene Ontology annotation, cellular component: plasma membrane. Gene Ontology annotation, molecular function: ATP binding; protein kinase activity. The record is from RefSeq and is a predicted model, not a curated record. Lineage: Eukaryota; Viridiplantae; Streptophyta; Magnoliopsida; Fabales; Fabaceae. Gene Ontology annotation, biological process: protein phosphorylation. Bases 171 to 1292 code for a protein of 373 amino acids. The transcript has 6 exons.
UAUUGGAGAGACAAUGGUGAUUUUACAGAUAGAGAAUUCUCUAUCUAUCUACCAUAAUUCAUUUUACAUGUUCACAUUGUUCCCGGUUUUUACGCUGCACCAAUAAUCAUAUACUCACAAAUAAAUACAUACAACAAAAUCUGAGAAAUUAGAGUGAGUGAAGAGGAAAAAUGUUAGAAAAGAAUAAUGAUGGGUUUGUGAGAGCUGAUCUAAUUGAUCUUAAGAGCAUAGAUGAACAACUUGAGAAACAUCUCAAUAAAGCAUCACCGACUAUAGAUGAUGAUCAUCAUAAGAUGAAGCAGAGAGAGGAAGAUAUUAAUGGUGGUGAUGAUGUUUUGAACAAGCAGAGACAGGAGUGGGAAAUUGACCCUUCUAACCUCAUCAUCAAGACUGUCAUAGCUCGUGGCACUUUUGGUACUGUUCACCGUGGUAUCUAUGAUGGUCAAGAUGUUGCUGUUAAAAUGCUGGACUGGGGUGAAGAAGGGCACCGGACAGAAGCUGAAAUUGCUGCACUCAGGUCGGCAUUCACGCAAGAAGUUGUUGUUUGGCAUAAACUUGAUCAUCCUAAUGUCACUAAGUUUAUAGGGGCAACAAUGGGAUCUUCGGAAUUACAGAUACAAACUGAGAAUGGUCUAAUUAGCCUACCAAGCAAUAUCUGCUGUGUGGUUGUAGAGUAUCUUCCUGGAGGUGCACUGAAAUCUUUCUUAAUCAAAAAUAGGAGAAGGAAGUUAGCUUUUAAGGUUGUCAUCCAGCUGGCACUUGAUAUGGCGAGAGGGCUGAAUUAUCUUCACUCUCAAAAGAUUGUCCACAGAGAUGUAAAGACAGAGAAUAUGCUGUUAGAUAAGACGCGUGAAGUUAAAAUUGCUGAUUUUGGUGUUGCUCGUAUUGAAGCCUCGAAUCCAAAUGACAUGACCGGGGAGACUGGUACACUCGGUUACAUGGCUCCUGAGGUUUUAAAUGGCAACCCCUAUAACAGGAAAUGUGAUGUAUAUAGUUUUGGCAUAUGUUUAUGGGAAAUAUAUUGUUGCGACAUGCCAUAUCCUGACCUAAGUUUCUCAGAGAUUACUUCAGCUGUUGUUCGCCAGAAUGUUAGACCAGAAAUACCAAGAUGUUGUCCAAGUUCUCUGGCAAAUGUAAUGAAGAAAUGCUGGGAUGCAAAUCCCGAUAAGCGACCUGAAAUGGAUGAUGUAGUUGCCAUGCUGGAAGCUAUUGACACAUCCAAAGGUGGAGGUAUAAUCCCUCCUGAUCAGCAACAAGGUUGUCUCUGCCUCCGUAAACGCCGCGGGCCUUGAUUUAUAGUCCAAGGAAUCAAUACAUUUAUCUUCGAUAAGAACAUGUACCAAGUCUUGUGUAAAUUCAUAAUACCCCUUAUUUUCUUUUAGUUACCUCUUGCUGGACUGGCCUUGUAACCUUGUAAGAUUUUCAUGAUAUUGUUCUAAUAAUGAAUGUUGUUACUAAAUUGUAUCUAUUUGCUAGGUAUUCUCUUACUUCUACUUUCUGUUUAAGUGUGUUUGUUUCAAAACUUGUAA